Messenger RNA from Gossypium raimondii (Peruvian cotton), 3059 nucleotides. RefSeq lists its product as uncharacterized. Gene Ontology annotation, molecular function: DNA binding; protein dimerization activity. Lineage: Eukaryota; Viridiplantae; Streptophyta; Magnoliopsida; Malvales; Malvaceae. Bases 383 to 2635 code for a protein of 750 amino acids. The record is from RefSeq and is a predicted model, not a curated record. The transcript is spliced from 4 exons.
AAUUUUUUUUUUAAAAAAAAGUUUUCUUCGUUGGCGUUGGCGAUGACCAGAUCAAAUUACCCGGUCUGACUCCGACCAAUCGCCAUUAACAUCUAAACCAAUUAUACCCAAAAAAGCCUUAAUCUUUUUUUGUUAAUCCAAAAAAUAAAAAUCCCUUUUAGAUCAAACAAAGCUGUUAAAAUCUUCCAUUGAAACCUCAACCUCAAACCCCUUCAAAACUAAUUUGGGUUCAAAACAACCGGUUCAAUUGGUUCACAUAAUCAGAUGAACCACCAAAAACCCAGAAAAAAAAUCAAGUAAGUUCUUAUAAUUUCAGCUAAAUUUUACUGUUUUGAGUAAAGGGUAUAUGCUUUUCUUAAUGCUGUAAAAAGGGUUUUUCUGAAUGGAGUUGAAUUUGGUUCCUAUAUCAAUUACAAGGCAAAAACAAGAUCCUGCUUGGAACCAUUGUGAAGUGUUUAAAAAUGGUGAAAGAUUACAAAUUAAAUGUAUGUAUUGUGGGAAAUUGUUUAAAGGGGGUGGGAUUCAUAGGUUUAAAGAACAUUUAGCAGGUCGAAAAGGUCAGGGACCAAUUUGUGAACAAGUUCCUCAAGGGGUUAGGUCCGUUAUGCAAGAAAGUUUGAAUGGGAUUUUAGUUAAACAAGAUAAGAAACAAAAAUUGAUUCCGAAAUUACUAGCUUGUGGUAGUAGUAGUAGUAAUCCGAAUAUCGGUGGUGAGGUCGAAAAUUUGGGUUCUCAUGAUGAUAUGAACUUUGGGAUUAAACCGAUUUCGGUUUUGAACACUUUGGAAGGUGAUUCUAAUGUGGUUAGUAAAGUUGGUAGAGGUAGGAAACGAGGUCGGGGUCGGGGUCGGGAUUGGAAUUUGAUUGAAAGUAACUAUCCUUGUGUGAAAACCGAUCUUGCAUUGGUUCCAAAUGGGGGAGAGAAUCCGAUUCAUAUGGCCAUAGGGAGAUUCUUGUAUGAUAUUGGGGUUAAUUUAGAUGCGGUGAACUCGGUUUGUUUCCAACCGAUGAUUGAUGGUAUUGCUUCUGGAGGAUCUGGGGUUGUACCGCCGUCUUGUAACGAUCUUCGGGGAUGGAUAUUGAAGAAUGUAAUUGAGGAAGUAAAGGAUGAUAUCGAUAGGAAUAAAGCAAUGUGGGGGAAGACAGGGUGUUCGAUUAUAGUUGAGCAAUGUAGAACGAAAAAUGGGAGAGUUUUGUUAAGUUUUUUGGUUUAUUGUCCUCAAGCAACUGUGUUUAUGAAAUCCGUGGAUGCAUCACAUGCUGUUUAUUCCGCAGAUUAUUUGUUUGAAUUGCUUAAACAGGUGAUCGAAGAAGUAGGAUCCGAGAAAGUUGUGCAAGUAAUCACUAAUUGUGAAGAGCCAUACCUUUUUACCGGGAAAAGGUUGAUGGAAUCAUUUCCUUCUCUUUAUUGGGCUCCUUGUUUAGCACAUUGUGUCGAUUUGAUGCUUCAAGAUUUCAGUAACCUCGAGUGGAUAAACGAAACAAUCGAACAAGCUAAAUCUCUGACAAGAUUCAUCUACAAUCAGAGUUCGGUUUUGAAUAUGAUAAGAAAAUUUACUUCUGGGAAUGACGUUGUGGAACCAGCACUUACUUGUUUUGCUACGAACUUUUCAACGUUGAAAAGAAUGGCUGAUCUCAAGCUAAAUUUACAAGCUAUGGUUAAUUCUCAGGAUUGGCUCGAGUGUCCGUAUGCAAAGAAACCUGGGGGUCAAGCAAUGUCGGAUAUUGUUAACAAUAGUUCGUUUUGGAAUUCAUGUAUGUUGAUUGCUCGUAUAACGUAUCCCCUCUUACGAGUCCUAGAAAUAGUUGGUAGCAAGAAAAGAUCCGCAAUGGGAUAUGUUUAUGCCGGGAUUUACAGAGCAAAAGAAACGAUUAAGAAAGAACUUGUCAAGCAAGAUGAUUAUAUGGUCUAUUGGAAUAUUAUAGAUAAUAGAUGGGAACAACAACGGCAUCUCCCUCUUUACGCUGCGGGUUUCUUCCUUAACCCGAAACUUUUCUACAAUACCGAGGAACAUAUACACAAUGAUAUCCUAUCAUCCGUAUUUGAUAGCAUAGAGAGGUUAGUUCCUGAUACAAACAUCCAGGACCAAGUUGUUAGAGAAAUAAAUUUAUACAAGAAUGCUACGGGAGAUCUAGGAAGGCCAAUGGCAGUCAGAGCCCGAGAUAAUUUACUUCCCGGUGAAUGGUGGUCUAUAUACGGUGGAGGUUGCCCGAAUUUGCAACGUUUGGCCAUCCGCAUUCUCAGUCAAACUUGCAGUUCAAUUGGGUAUAAACCAAGCAAGAUCUCCAUCGAAGAAAUACACAACACAAGAAAUUUUCUCGAGCGUCAAAGGCUUAGCGAUCUCGUCUUUGUUCAAUACAACUUAUAUCUGAGACAAAUGGUUCUUCAAAAACAAGAAAAGGAUUCCCUGGAUCCCCUUGCAUUUAACAACAAAGAUAUUCUUGAAGAUUGGAUUGCCGAUACUGAGGUAUCUCCGGACAAUCUUGAGAGUUCAGAUUGGAAGUCACUUGAUCCCCCUGUUGGUAACAGAACAACUUUAACACCUCCAAGUGAUGAAGCCGAAGACUUCUUGAGUACAAGGUUUACAGAUUUAGAUAUUUUCAAUGGAUUGAAGGGGGUCAAGGAGGAGAUAUGAAGACAAUGCUAUGGUGCAUCAAAACCGGUUCAAUUCUCACCUAGUUUAGAUUGCUGAUUAUUAUUUCCUCCGUCACGUGAACUUCGUAGUUAAAAUGCUUUUUCCAUAGUAGAAUUAGUAGUUGUUGCCAAUUAUGUCAUAGCUAGUCAAGGAGAAAUUGAGAAAAAGGAAAAUUUUGCUCGAGUGCUCGGAAUAAAUAGUAUGGAUUUAGGAAAAUUUUCUCCUGUAAAGUUGAAACUACUACUUUAAAGUCUAGUUUUCCGCUUUUGCAUACGGACCGAGAAGGAGCAAAGCUGUACAGUAUCAGAGGUUGCUCUUUGUAGAAAAAUGUGGUUGUAAUUCAUGGUUGCUCCUUCAAAUAGUUACCUGUUGCAAUAAUUAUUAAGCAAGUUUCGAAGUCUUAAUACAAACUUCACAUGAGAAU